AUGGGAGACAGUAGACGACGAGGUGAAGCGGUGCAAAGGAUGGUUGGAAGGAGAAAGACAUCACUUACUGGAAGUGGUGGGAAGGUGCCGAUUGGGAGUCGACGUGAUGCGUCGCUUGCAGCUAUGUCCAUAGAUUUUGGUUCGCAGUGGAUCAAAAUGGCUUUGGUGAAACCAGGUGUACCGAUGGAAAUAGUGUUGAAUGGAGAAGCACGUAGGAAAACACCAAACCUAAUCAUUAUUAAAGAUAACGAACGUCUGUUUGGUGAUGCGGCAUUGUCUUACGCGGUUAAAUAUUCGAAAAAUUCUUUUACUCAUUUGGUGGAUCUUUUGGGCAAGAAAACCAACAAUCCAAUUGUUUCACUUUACAAAAAACGAUUUCCGCAUCUAAAAUUGAUUCUGGAUGGUGCUAGAGAUGUCGUGCAGUUCGAUGUGGAUGGCGAGAUUUACUGUGUUGAGUCUAUAGUGGCAAUGAUUUUGAGACGAUGUCGCGAAGUGGUUGAGAAUUUUGCGAAACAGCCUGUUAGAGAUGUGGUUAUUACAGUUCCAGUAUUUUUCAAUCAGGCAGAACGACGUGCUCUGGUUGCAGCAACUAAAAUCGCCGAAUUGAAUUUACUGCAAUUGCUGAAUGAUCAUACUGCUGCUGGAAUAAACUAUGGUGCAUUUCGAAGGAAAGAAAUCACUGAAAAUGCACAAACUUUAUUAAUUUAUGACGUUGGAGCAACAAAAGUUACUGCUUCGGUGUUAGAAUAUGUAUUAGUGGAGGAAAAGAAACGAGGUGAAAAGAAUCCAGUUAUGACAACACUAGGAGUCGGCUAUGACCGCAUGGCUGGUGGUUUUGAAAUUACGCAAAGGCUGCGAGCUAUCUUUAUAGACAACUUUCGCAAAACGAAAAACACCAAAACCGAUAUAACAAAAAAUCCACGCUCUAUGGCGAAAAUGUUACAAGAGGCAGAGCGUGUCAAAAUUGUGCUUUCGGUAAACACCAAUUUCACUGCACAGAUUGAAAAUGUCCACGAACACCAGGAUUUUUCCAUGUCAGUGACCAGAACAAUGCUGGAAGAUGCGAUGAGAGAUCUUGAAAUAAAAUUAGUGCAACCUAUUGUGGAUGCUUUAAAAAUGGCUGAUCUGUCACCGGAGAAGGUUAAUCAGGUAGUGCUGAUGGGUGGUGGGAGUCGCGUUCCUUUAAUCCAAGAAUUUGUUCAGAAAUUCUUCAAAAAGAAAGAGUUGGGGAAGUUCUUGAAUACUGAUGAAGCAAUUGCAAUUGGUGCAGUUUACCAAGCAGCGCAUUUAAGUAAGGGUUUCAAAGUCAAGAAGUUCGAUGUACGUGAUUUGCAGAUAUUUCCAAUAGAGGUUGAUUUUGUUAGUGCUCAUAGCAAGGACGAAACAGGCGCAAGGCGGUUAAUACGUCGACCAAUAUAUCCAAUGAAAUCGUUUAUACCUGCAUCUAAAAAAGUUUUGUCAUUCACUUCAUUCACGGAAGAUUUUUCCAUGAAUAUUAAUUAUGGAGAAAUACGGCAGCUCAGCUCAAAUCAGCUUAUGGAAUUCGGCUCAUUCAACAUUAGUGAAAUUAAAAUAGGCGGUGUUAAAGAUGUAUAUGUAAAAGAAACAGCAAAAGAAGGCACCAUUUUCAAGGGAAUAAAAACGCAUUUCGAUUUGGAUAAUUCGGGAAUUUUGCAUGUUGACGGAGCCGAAAUGUUGUUAGAACAACCACCAAAAACAGAGUCGACACUUGCUUCACUUGCUGGAAAAAUUACUGGAUUAUUUUCAUCAAAUAAUAAAAUGGAUGAAACUAAGGAGAAAAAGCAGGAUAAUUCAAAAUCUGAAGAAAUAAACGAUAAAAGCCAUGACCCUAUUGGUACUGCGGAAAAUCAAAGUAAAAUCGAAAAGCCUGCAGGCGAUAAUACAGUUACAAAUGUGGCAGAAACGAAAUUAAACGAAAAGCCUCAGCAAAUCAAAAUUUCCCUGAAAUUGAUGGAGGACAUACUGGAUGUCCAGCCAAUUUCCAGCAGUGAAAUCACUGCUGCGAAGAACAGGAUUGCUGAAUUUGAGAAGAAAGAAAAAGAAAAAGCGAUUCGUGACGAAGCGCAUCAUGAUCUUGAAUCAUUAGCUGUUGAUCUUAGUGACAAACUUACGCAGGAUGAAUUCAGUCGGUUUUUAACUGCUGAUGAGCAUGUCGCGCUGCAAAAAGAGAUAUCGCAAGUGAAAACUUGGUUGGAAGACGAUGUUGAUAUUAAUACUCCAACAGCUGAAUUUGUGCAAAAUAAGAAGGCAAUCGAUGAAUUGUUACAACCAGUUAAAGUCCGUAUAACAGAGGAACAGGAACGUCCUGCAAUAGUGGCUGAACUGAUUUCAAUGUUCAAUCACACAGAAAUGUUCUUGCUUCUUGCACAAAAUCUUACUGAAGCCGAAGUAUUCACAGAAAUUGAAAUCAAUACUUUAAGCAAAUUGCUUGAUGGAACUAAGAAUUGGCUUACGGCGAAAAUGGAGUUGCAGAGUAAAUUAAAACCAACUGAUUCACCAGCGCUUCCAGUCACUGAGGGGAAAGAGAAGUUAAUGUCGCUUGAUCGUGAAGUAAAAUAUUUAUUAAAUAAGAUGAAAUUUGCAAAACCAAAAGUUAAGACGGAAGAAAAAACUAAGGAAACAACUGCUGAGAGCAAUGAAACCUUAUCGGAAACAAUGGAGGAACCAAGAACGGUCUCGGAAGAGAAAUCAAAUGAAGUGUCAGGGGAUGCGCAAUCUCUCGAAGAUGCGACUGAUGUGAAGAAAAACGAGAAACUGAAAGAUGAUGAACAAAAAGACGGUGUACCACACGAUGGUUCCGAGCUUUAG
Messenger RNA from Acanthocheilonema viteae, 2829 nucleotides. The record is from the annotation of a GenBank genome assembly. Lineage: Eukaryota; Metazoa; Nematoda; Chromadorea; Rhabditida; Onchocercidae.